Messenger RNA from Paralichthys olivaceus (Japanese flounder), 2484 nucleotides. The record is from RefSeq and is a predicted model, not a curated record. Lineage: Eukaryota; Metazoa; Chordata; Actinopteri; Pleuronectiformes; Paralichthyidae.
UUUGGCAGACAAAGAAGAGCAACAUCCUGCAGGAGGACAGCACACUCCCGGGGGAUGGGGCAUCAUACCCCUGCAUCGCGUUGGGGGGGCCGGAGGAGGCACAGGAGAGCCAUUCAGAAGAGCCGGGGGUCAAAGGUGAGAAGAGCAGAGGGCACCAUGGAGAGUGAGCCGGGGGCCCCUGCCUCCACGGCUAACAGCACCGGGACCACCACUUCCUCCACCACCAGCUCCUCCACCACCACCACCGUUGCCAGCAGCAGUAGUAGUGCCUCCAAUACUACUUCUACUACUUCCACCACCAGUAGUAGUAGUAGUAAUAAUAACAGCAGCAGUAUUAGUAACACUACCAGUAGUUCCAGUAUUAGUACCACAACAGGAAGACAGACAGUGCCUCAGAUAUCUGUGUACAGGAUACCUGACCGACAAACAGUGCAGGUGUUUCAGAAUGCACUACACAGACAGCCUAACACAGCAGCACAGUACCUGCAGCAGAUGUACGCUGCCCAGCAGCAGCAUCUGAUGCUGCAAACUGCUGCCCUCCAGCAACAGCACAGCCUCAGCACCGCUCAGCUCCAGAGCCUGGCCGCUGUACAGCAGGCCAGUAUCGCAGCUGGACGGCAAAGCUCUUCGCAGAACGGCACUUCAUCUCAGCAGACAGGAUCUACUCAGGCUACGAUCAACCAGACCACGUCCCCAGCGGCAGCUCAGCUGAUCAGCCGGGCCCAGAGCAUUAGUUCCACCCCCACCAGUAUUUCCCAGCAAGCUGUUCUGCUGGGCAGUCCAUCCAGCCCCACACUCAUGGCCAGCCAGGCACAGAUGUACCUGCGAGCACAGAUGGCCCAGCAGAGUAACCUGGUGCAGGUGGCCAGGAGCCUCGGCCGGACUGUUCCUCUGUCCCCUCAGCUGAUCUUCACUCCAACAGCUACCGUGACAGCUGUCCAGUCAGACAGCUCCUCCCAGGCCUCCUCACAGAAUCAGGUCCAGAACCUUGCCAUCCGUGGCCAGCAGGGGGCGACAACGUCUUCCUCUCAGACUCAGACUCUGCAGGCUCUCAGUCUGAAGCAGAGUCCUGUGCCCAUCCAGCCCACCCCACUGAUCAAGAAUCCUAACCACGGAACGCACGGCACGGUCGCUGCAGGAGGGAGGACCAGCUCCUCAGACAGCUCCUCUGAUGGAGUGAAGAAGGGGGAGGGUGCAGCAGUCACAGAAGUCCGAGCCAUAAACAUGAGCCGCAGUGUUACGGCUGUUAGCGCUCAGUCUCUCAUUGCCCCAGCGUACACCCAGAUUCAGCCGCAGUCCUUGGUUCAGCAACACAAGCAGCAGCAGCAGUUUGUUGUCCAUCAGAGUCCAGGUUCCCAGAAGACGACAGGUCAGCUGCUGCAGACGGCCUCCAUUCAGCCGUCGCAGCACCCUGUCCCUGUGCUGCCCAAACCUGCUCCACACCAGCCCUCCAUGCCCAGCCAGCAGGCGACCAUCUUCCACUCCACCAUCAGCCCCCACGCCCUCCACUCCUCCCUCAGCCACGCCAAAGCUCAACCCGUCCAGCUCACCGCCAUCAACCUUCAAAUACAGCCAACAGCUUCUCGGCUGCUUCAGGACAGUAAAGAUAAGCCAACCUCACUGGUGGUCAGAGAGACAUGUCCGACCCCAUCUCAACAACAGCAGCAGCAGCAACAACAACAACAACAACAACAACAACAACAGCAGCAGCAGCAGCAACAACAACAACAACAACAACAACAACAACAGCAGCAGCAGCAGCAGCAGCAACAACAACAACAGCAACAGCAACCUGUACCUUUACCAUCACAACCUGCCAAGCCUGUAGAGCAGACCAAGGUCGAUACCAUUACACCAGCUGUUCAGCAACAAGGAGGGGGCUCGACCAAGAAGCCGUCCGCUGCACCUGGGACUCCACCUCCAGCCAUGACCUCAGGAAAUGAGAGCGAGGUACCCAGCGUGACGGGCAGCGCUCCGCACAACGGGGAAAACAAACUGCCACAGGCCAUCGUCAAGCCCCAGGUCCUCACACAUGUCAUCGAAGGCUUUGUCAUCCAGGAAGGCGCCGAGCCGUUCCCGGUCUGUGUGGAGCGUCUGCCCAUUCUCAUCGACAGCCCAAAGAAGCUGGAUCAUCAGCUCUCCUCCGACCCUGACAAAACUCCGGUCAGCAACGCAGCAAAUACAGACUCCGAGCCAGAGGACAUGAACCAGCCAGACAAAGAACCAGAGCCGAAGCUGACAUGUGAAUACUGUGGCUGGGUCGACUUUGCCUACACCUUCAAGGCCUCGAAAAGAUUCUGCUCCAUGGUUUGUGCAAAGAGGUACAAUGUGGGCUGCACAAAGCGGAUAGGCCUUUUCCGUCCAGAGAGGAGUAAACCAACCAACCGCUGGCGACGAAGAUCUCAGGGUCGUUCCAGUGUGGAGGCUAAGAAGCAGCAGGAUGUCGCCUGUACAGUGUAUGGGCGCUGUGACAGCAGCCUUUAA